UGUUGUGCUAUUUUGGCGCCUUUUAAAUUGGUAGUUUUGCGUGAAUUAAAUCGUAUGUUUCUAUUUAAUACAUUUAUUUCCAUGGAAAUAUCUUCAUGAAUAUAUUUUAGAUUCACAAAUUUAUGAAUAAUGUCCCAGAAAACAAUUUUGUCAUUUUUUAAACAGGCUGAAUCAUCUAGUACUAAAAUCAAAUCGGAUAAAUCGAGUAGUAAUGGUAAUGUUGAUAAGCAAGCUAAUCUGUCAGAUGUGAAAGCAGAGAAAUCAGACAUUAAUGAUGAUACUAAAAGUAAGUCAAAAUUAAAUGGUGACAGUGUACAUCCAAGCAGUUGUGUCAAUGGUGAUGCUGAAAAAUCAAGCUCUAAGAAACCAAACCGUAAAAGCAACUUAAAAGAAAAAACUCCUGUUACUAAAAAGGUGCCUGCUAAAAGAAAUGCUAAAACGCUUUCUUCUCCUAAGAGUCCCAAAAAAUCCCUUGCUAAAAAUGAUACAUCUAAAGUCAAUGGUAAAUGUGAAAAUUCCAUUAAAGACAGUUUUAAUGAUAGUCCUGUGAAACAAACCAAAAAGCGCAAAAGAAUUCAGCUGAUUGCUGAUAGUGAUGACGAAGACUUUAAUGACUCUGAAGAGAAAGAAGUCACAUCUAAAAGAGAAGAUGAGGAAAUGGAAGUGGAUGAAAAUGACGAAAGCGAAAAUGAUGCUGAUACAGAAGCAACAAAAAGUCAUGAAAGCUUGUCUAAAUCUCCUGCAAAAGAAUCAUCUAAGCAACCUGCUAAGAAAAGAAAGACUUCACAAUUAAAUAAAACUGAUGAUAAAACUGAAACUGACUCCAAUAAAACUGAUGAUGAAGAUCUUACUACUGUGAAAAAGGACAAGUCAAAGGAUUCUGCUGUUUUGGAGAAAAAUUCUGGUUCUAAUUUAUCAGAACAUCCCAGUACAAGCCAGGAGAAUGAGGCAUGUACCUCUUCUACCACAUCAAAUGAUUCUAUUGAAUUUAUACCCAAAAGAAAAACAGCUCGUAAGCAGAUAAGAGGUGGGAAGCAGAAAAAAGAAUCACUACCAAAAACUUCCAAUUUAGUUCAGGAAGAAACAGAAACAUCAAACAAAUCUAGCUCGUCACCUGAUAAGAAAAAUAAGGAUGAUAACAGCCCAGAAAAGGCUAAUGAGACUGUUGAGCAAAAUUCAAAAAGUAUUGAAGAGGAAUCACAGGCUGAAGAACCUAGGCUUGAAGAAUCUGAGCCAGUAAAAAAGGAAGAGGAGGAAAACUCUGAGCCAAAAAAAGAGGAAAGGGAGGAAAACUCUGAACCAGAAGAAGAAGAAAGGGAAGAAGACUCUGAACCAAAAAAAGAGAUAAAAAAGGAAAACACUGUGCCAAAAAAAGCAGAAAAGGAGAAAAACUCUGAGCCAAAGAAAACUAUUCAUCCGUUUUUUGCAAAAAAGAAGGAAUCUGAUACUACUUCUUCUGAGGAGAAAGUCACUAAGAAAGACAUUAAAUGUUCCUCAGUUACAGGAACAUCAUAUGAUCCUUCAAAAACUCGAUAUCACCCAAUUGAUGAUGCUUGCUGGAAGAAAGGAGAAAAAACCCCAUAUCUUGCCUUAGCAAAAACAUUAGAAAUCAUUGAGGAGACAUCAGCCAGAUUGAAAAUUGUUGAAAUUCUUGCCAACUACUUGCGAUCUGUAAUCGUUUUAAGUCCAGAAGAUCUUUUAUAUUCUGUGUAUCUCUGCUUAAAUCGCCUUGCUCCUGAAUAUGAAGGCAUUGAAUUGGGUGUUGGUGAUAUGUUAUUGAUGAAAGCAGUUGCACAGGCCACUGGACGCACUGUUGACAAAAUAAAAGCAGAAGUAGUUGUGAAAGGUGACUUAGGAUUAGUUGCUGAGAGUAGCCGUGGGAAUCAACGAAUAAUGUUUGCUCCACCAAAACUCACAGUAUCGUCUGUGUUUUCAAAGUUUAAAGAGAUUGCCAAAAUGAGUGGCAACACGGCCAUGUCUAAGAAGGUUGACAAAAUCCAAGCUCUGUUUGUAGCCUGCAGGGAAUGUGAAGCCAGGUAUAUAAUUCGAUCUCUCAGUGGCAAACUGCGAAUUGGGCUAGCUGAACAGUCUGUUCUAGCUGCCUUGGCAAGAGCAGCUGUUUUAACUCCUCCAAAUCAAGACUAUCCACUUGAAAUCAUUGAUAAAUCUUCCAAAAUGUCUGCUGACUGUUUUAAAGAGUUGCUACAAGAGCAAACUCUUAUUCUAAAAACAACUUACUGUGAAUGCCCCAAUUUCGACAUGGUCAUACCAGUCUUGCUUAAAGAAGGUAUUGCUGGUCUUCCAACUCACUGCCAUUUACAACCUGGAUGUCCACUCAAACCAAUGUUGGCUCAUCCAACAAGUGGAAUCAAUGAAGUUCUCAAUCGUUUUGACAAAAAUGAAUUCACAUGUGAAUAUAAAUAUGAUGGAGAACGAGCGCAGAUUCAUAGAACUGAUAAAGGAGAAGUGAAAAUUUUCAGUCGAAAUCAGGAAGACAAUACAUCUAAAUAUCCUGAUAUAAUUUCUAGAUUGCCAAAAGCUUUGAAAGAAACCACUACAUCUUUUAUUCUCGACACAGAAGCUGUUGCAUGGGAUUCUGAAACUAAACAAAUACUUCCCUUCCAAGUACUGAGUACUAGGAAAAAGAAGGAUGCUGUUGAAUCUGAUAUUGUGGUACAAGUAUGCAUAAUGGCUUUUGAUUUACUCUAUUUGAAUGGAAAAUCGCUGGUAAAGAAACCUUUGAAGGAGAGAAGAGAACUAUUGCAUUCUUCAUUUGUGGAGGUGGAGAAUGAAUUUAUGUUUGUGAAAUAUAGAGAUGGGGACAAUGCUGAAACUAUGCAAGAAUUCUUAGAUGAAUCUGUGAAAGGUAAUUGCGAAGGUUUGAUGGUGAAAGCACUUUCUGUGGAUGCAUCUUAUGAGAUAGCUAAACGGUCGCAUAACUGGCUGAAGUUAAAGAAAGAUUAUUUAAAUGGCAUUGGAGACACUUUAGACUUAGUUGUUAUUGGAGGAUAUCAUGGUAAAGGUAAAAGAAAAGGUUUCUAUGGAGGAUUUUUACUCGCCUGUUAUGAUGAUGAAAAUGAGGAGUUUCAAAGCAUAUGCAAAUUGGGUACUGGAUUUAGUGACAAGGAAUUAGAGACACAUGCAGAAUUCUUCAAGAAUCAUGUCAUCAGUGAACCUAAGUCCUAUUAUCGUUACGACAGUAGUCUUGAGCCUGAUGUUUGGUUUGAUGCUGUUCAGAUAUGGGAAAUUAAAUGUGCUGAUUUAUCAAUAUCACCAGUUCAUAAAGCUGCCAUUGGAAUUGUUGAUCCAGAGAAAGGUAUCUCAUUGCGCUUUCCUCGUUUCCUCAGAAUAAGAGAAGACAAGUCAAAGCCUGAAGAUGCUACGGUGGCUUCACGAAUUGCUGAAAUGUAUCAGAAACAAGAGCAAGUACAAAAUACUAAGAAUAAAAAUAUGAAAUCUGAAGAGGAUUAUUAUUAAGUCCAUCAUAUCAUUUUUUUUCAUCAUCUGCAUACAAUCUCGUUCACCAUCAUUGAUUCAUUUUAAUG
This is a messenger RNA of Argiope bruennichi, 3545 nucleotides long. RefSeq names its product DNA ligase 1-like (gene DNAlig1). Gene Ontology annotation, biological process: DNA repair; DNA recombination; Okazaki fragment processing involved in mitotic DNA replication. The coding region runs from base 130 to 3477 and encodes 1115 amino acids. Gene Ontology annotation, molecular function: ATP binding; DNA ligase (ATP) activity; DNA binding. The transcript is spliced from 21 exons. Lineage: Eukaryota; Metazoa; Arthropoda; Arachnida; Araneae; Araneidae. Gene Ontology annotation, cellular component: nucleus; mitochondrion. The record is from RefSeq and is a predicted model, not a curated record.